Neogale vison (American mink) is the source of this 2344-nucleotide messenger RNA. It is a transcript of the gene RBBP4, whose product is annotated as RB binding protein 4, chromatin remodeling factor. Gene Ontology annotation, biological process: regulation of gene expression. Gene Ontology annotation, molecular function: histone binding. Gene Ontology annotation, cellular component: ESC/E(Z) complex; nucleus; NuRD complex. The transcript has 12 exons. The coding region runs from base 131 to 1408 and encodes 425 amino acids. Lineage: Eukaryota; Metazoa; Chordata; Mammalia; Carnivora; Mustelidae. The record is from RefSeq and is a predicted model, not a curated record.
UGCGCGAGUCAGCCCUCACGCAGGGGCAGCAGGAAACAAUAGAGGCCGCGCGCGCAGAGCAAGCGCCCGUAGCCUCCCCGCCCCUCCCGCAACGCUCGACCCCGGGAUCCCCCCGGCUUGCCUGCCCGCCAUGGCCGACAAGGAAGCAGCCUUUGAUGACGCAGUGGAAGAACGUGUGAUCAACGAAGAGUACAAAAUAUGGAAAAAGAACACCCCUUUUCUUUACGAUUUGGUGAUGACCCAUGCCCUGGAGUGGCCUAGCCUAACUGCGCAGUGGCUUCCAGAUGUAACCAGACCAGAAGGGAAAGACUUCAGCAUUCAUCGACUUGUCCUGGGAACACACACGUCUGAUGAACAAAACCAUCUUGUGAUAGCCAGUGUGCAGCUCCCUAACGAUGAUGCUCAGUUUGAUGCUUCACACUACGACAGUGAGAAAGGAGAAUUUGGAGGUUUUGGCUCAGUUAGUGGAAAAAUUGAAAUAGAAAUCAAGAUCAACCACGAAGGAGAAGUAAACCGGGCACGUUAUAUGCCCCAGAACCCUUGCAUCAUUGCGACAAAGACUCCAUCCAGUGAUGUUCUUGUUUUUGACUAUACAAAACAUCCUUCCAAACCAGACCCUUCUGGAGAGUGCAACCCAGACUUGCGUCUCCGUGGACAUCAGAAGGAGGGCUAUGGACUUUCUUGGAACCCAAAUCUCAGUGGGCACUUACUUAGUGCUUCAGACGACCACACCAUCUGCCUCUGGGACAUCAGUGCUGUUCCAAAGGAAGGAAAAGUUGUGGAUGCGAAGACCAUCUUUACAGGGCAUACAGCAGUAGUAGAAGACGUUUCCUGGCAUCUGCUCCAUGAGUCUCUGUUUGGGUCAGUUGCUGAUGAUCAGAAACUUAUGAUCUGGGAUACUCGUUCAAACAAUACUUCCAAACCAAGCCACUCAGUUGAUGCUCACACUGCUGAAGUGAACUGCCUAUCUUUCAAUCCUUACAGUGAGUUCAUCCUGGCCACAGGAUCAGCCGACAAGACUGUUGCCUUGUGGGAUCUGAGAAAUCUGAAACUUAAGUUGCAUUCCUUUGAAUCACAUAAGGAUGAAAUAUUCCAGGUUCAGUGGUCGCCUCACAAUGAGACCAUUUUGGCUUCCAGUGGUACUGAUCGCAGACUGAAUGUUUGGGAUUUAAGUAAAAUUGGAGAGGAACAGUCCCCGGAAGAUGCAGAAGAUGGACCACCAGAAUUGUUGUUUAUUCAUGGUGGUCACACUGCCAAGAUAUCUGAUUUCUCCUGGAAUCCCAAUGAACCUUGGGUGAUUUGUUCUGUAUCAGAAGACAAUAUCAUGCAAGUAUGGCAAAUGGCAGAGAACAUUUACAACGACGAAGAUCCUGAAGGAAGCGUGGAUCCAGAAGGACAAGGGUCCUAGAUAUGUCUGCACUUCUUGUGAUUUUAGACUCCCCUUUUUUCCCCCUUCUCAACCCUGAGAUUGAUUUAACACUGGUUUUGAGACACAGACUUUGUUUGGCUAUCCCUCUAUGAUAGGUACCAUCAACGAUGUUACUAGCCCAAACAGAGGGUGUUUUCUAAAUAUUAACUGGGGGACUUGAUUCAGUAAAGCCACAGACUUAUAUUUAAAUUUUCUUCAGGAAUUUUCUAGUAACAAAAGGUCUAAUGUAGCCACAAAAAGGGGAAUAUUGGGUGUGGUUAUUUUUCUUCUUAGGCUAUAUCCCCAAGUUUGUUACAGACUCCUUUUAAGUAAAGGCUAAAGUGAGGAAGGAUAGAGCCAAGUGAGGUAGGUGUCUGAGCCAUGAAGUAUAAAUACCACAAGAUGGUUUUUAUUCAGGAAAUGGGGGAGAUUCAAGUCAUAUAAAUUCCUCUUCUAAAGUUUUCACACCUGACUUUCCAGGAUGCACAUUUCCCUAUGUAGACCAGUCUCCUCUCAGUUUCUUCAGUUAAGUCAAAACUAUGUGUUCCUCUUUCCCCAUAUAUUUUUGCUUGUUAGUGUAUUUCUUGAGCUGUUUUCAUAUUUCUUUCCUUUCUGUGAAAUGGUUUUUUUAAAAAACUUGGGACCACCAAGUUGUAAAGAUGUAUGUUUUUACCUGACAGUCAUACCACAGGUAGACUGUCCAGUUGAGUUGAGAAGAGUGAAUUGAUAGCUUGUAUUUGUUUUUAAAAUUAAAUUAAUCCUGGAUAAGAGUUGCUUUUUUUUUUUUUUUUUUUUUUUUUUAGGAGUUAGUCCUUGACCACUAGUUUGGUACCAUCUCUAUUUUGGGUGACCUGUUUCACCAGCAGGCCUGUUACUCUCCAUGACUAACUGUGUAAGUGCUUACAAUGGAAUAAAUUGCUUUUCUACGUAACCCCA